This is a messenger RNA of Guillardia theta CCMP2712, 846 nucleotides long. RefSeq lists its product as hypothetical. NCBI's taxonomy places the organism in Eukaryota, Cryptophyceae, Pyrenomonadales, Geminigeraceae. The record is from RefSeq and is a predicted model, not a curated record. Bases 1 to 846 code for a protein of 281 amino acids. The transcript is spliced from 3 exons.
AUGUUCCAUACAAGAUUCGAGGUCUGGGUCUGCGACUAUGACAACCGAUGUGUCCAGCAGACAGGCAACGCCAUGUGCUUUGUGUUCGAUGAAGUCCAGGAGGUCUUUCUUCCAUGGGGACUUGACUCGCAGCUGCUCGUGACUCAGCAAGAACCCUUCCAGAGUAACCUUGCCGUCUCCCACAUCCUUGCUAAACUCAAGGCCCUCGAGCAGGAAAUUCGCUCGGGGGGAUGCGGGGGGUCGUGCGUGAGCCGGCAGCAAGUGCAGCAGCUGCUGGACCAGUACUACCUGGAGCCCGGCUACCUGUGGAGCGCCGGCAGCAGCAGCCUGUGCGGCAGGGGAGUGGCGAGGAGAAGCAUCACAUGCAUCUCGAAGCUCCUCGAGCAGGUCGAGGACGUUCGCUGCUCCAACCGCUCGAAGCCUCUGGCGGAGACGUGCGCGGCAGAAGGGAAGACGUGCGUGAGCUCAGCGAUCAACCAGAUCGACAACGAGGAGGCGAUGCGAUCGGCCGUGCGGGCGGCGAGUAUCGCGUCCGAUCGACCGGGGGGCCUCCACUUGCGGGUGAGCGCGGGAGCUCACGAGCAAGGAGGAGACGGACUGCAGGACCUGACGGCGAGCAGCGGGCACGUGAAGCGUCGACGAUACGUAGAGCACGGGGCUACCAACUUCCCUCUUGUACCUCAGUCAGGUCCUAACGCAGGGCGAACUUGUUGUUCCAUCACUCAGAACUUCUAUGUGGAUGUGCCGGUCGAGCUGCAGGGCUCGAGGACGAUAACGAUCAGCAUAACCAUCGAAGGGGCUGACAAUGGAAAUAUAGUUGAACAUAUUUCAGAUAUGGAAGCAUAG